CUUGUUUGUACACGGAAGCAAGAACAGGACCUCCAACCUGUCGACCUGCAUUUGUCAACGCGGAUUGUGGCGUAGGAGAGACAGCUUAAAAGAGAUUUGGUUUGUCUUUUUAAUUGCUGUGCGGACACAAUGAGGACGGCUUUCCUGGUGCUCACGAUAUUUCUGUGUGUCUGCUCGGUCAGAGGGCCUCCAUCACCACAACCUCUGGGGCCCAACCUGACCACAACCAAUAACAAGCAAAGCGCUGCAGACCGGCAAGGUAGCGAUGACAAUUCACCAGCAGGAUCCACCAAAGUUGGGGAGAGCCAAGAUGAAGGUGGUGCUAAUGGAGCGGACAGCAAGCCUAAAGAAGAGAAAACUGCUAUAACACCUACAAAAAAUCCAUCAGAUGACAAAAUACAAGAUAAGACCAACCCACCAGCUGGUGUCAACAAGACAAAUCAGGAGAAACAUCAAGACAGUAACGCAGGAGACCAAAAUGUGCAAAAUAAGCAAGGGCAAGAAAACACACCAAGUAAGCAAAGUCAACAAAACGAAACGACAAGUGUGCUGGGAAAAUCCACUGACAUAAACAAGGGUCAGCAGCCCGCUGGCACACUGCCAAAAGUACAACCUAAGACCACCAUAGAGUCAGGAGGGAAAGACAAUAAGACAGAAGGAAACGGUACCGAGGUGGGCAAGUCAGAAGUAGAUAAAGCUGGGGGAAAACCACAUGUAGACCCCAGUGAAGAUGAAAACAAAGCAAAGGACAGCAACAACAAAACAGCAACAGGAGAGGCAGACAAUGAGAAAAAAGCACCAGGAGAGGCCAACGAUGAGAAAAAAGCACCAGGAGGGGACGACAAUGAGAAAAAAGCACCAGGAGAGGACGACAAUGAGAAAAAAGCACCAGGAGAGGCCAACGAUGAGAAAAAAGCACCAGGAGAGGACGACGAUGAUGAGCCAAUACUAGAAGAGACCGACGAUGAGAAUAGAACGGGAGAGGACAAUGAUGAGGAUGGUAAUGAGGAAAAUGCUAAAGGAGGGGACAUCAAGAAGAAUAAGCCAGGAGUAGAAGACACCAAAAAUAAAGGAGGAAAAAAACAGUAUAACCCAUUCGCUGUAAAGGAUGAGGCAGAGAGCAGCCAUUUCUUCGCCUACCUUGUCACCACAGCUGUGCUUGUAGCAGUGCUUUACAUCACUUACCACAACAAGCGCAAGAUUAUUGCCUUUCUUUUGGAAGGAAAGAAAUCCAGAUCCACUCGUCGACCCAAAUCCACAGACUACCAGAAGCUGGAACAGCAUAUGUAAUCUCAACUCAUCCUUUUGAAGCCAUUGCCUCGAGCAGCUGAAUACACUGGGGGUUGCGUGUUAGAUAUUUUCCUGGUGCACUCUGCAUUGAUUUCACCCUUCGUCAGACGGACAUUCUUCUAUUUUGUACCUUUAGAUGCUUAUCGUAUGACUAUGCAGAUGACACUGUUGCCUUAUCGAGGGAAUUAGUGAAAUGCAGUGAAGGAAAAAUAAGCAUGCUGUUUUUGCACUCGUGUCGUUAUUCCACUUUUAUGGCAAUCUUGUAAUUUGACCUGACCAAGGUCCUGACUCAGGAUAUUUAAGUAGCAAAUGAGAAAAAUAUUAGCUUGUUUGGAUUCCGGACUUGUUCCUACAGUGCGUUAGUGAUUGCACUGUGCACUGAAGAAGCCAUCUGAAUCUUUGUAAAAUACUGGCUUUGUACAAUUUCUUUGAGGUCGUUUGAAAUGUCUUUAAGAUAAAAUGUAUCAAGAGUUGAGAUGUACAGAGGUUUCACAGUGGGAUUUGUGCUCAUGUUCAUAAGCCUGUGGUGUUGGCCGGAUGAAUGUAGCAACAUUUAUUUUCCAAAGGAGAUGCUGGCACAGUGCUCACACAUAGUAACUGCUUAAAUGCUGAGGCUUUAACAUAGUAAGUCUGUGCUUAAGCAGUAGUUUUGGAAAAUGUGCUGUGUUGCUUUCUUGCUGAGUCAGAGGAGAAGAUCGAUACCACUCUUAAAUACAUCCUGUGAAUAUAACAUUACAGCCACAGCUAGCUGCCAGUAAGCUUAGCCUUGCCUAAGGAUUGGAAAUGAGGGGGAACAGGUAGCCUUAGCAAGACUGCAAAUAACCACACCCUUAAGAUACAACUUAAUAAUUGCAUGACAUUUUAAUGAUGUCAGGGUGUUGGCUGCACAUGUAAAUGCAUCUUAAUUAAAGCGAAUGUCAUGCAAAGAGAAUCUGCGAGGUGUGACUCAGAAAAAUGUUGCCAAUCUGGAAACCACCAGUCUGGUCACUGUAUGGCUCCCCAACACCUCUGUGACAUCCUCUUUUGGUUGAACUUCUCUCUCGCACCACUUGUUGCUCUGCUUUUAAACCACGGUCUGAAAUGUUAACAUGAAAACUGUUUUGCAAAAGGAAGUUGGCCAAGAGCUGCACUGCUUUGACUGUUCGGAGUGGACUGUCUGUGUCUGGGGAUAGGUUGACCACUAAUACAUCAGAUUAAAUCUUCCCUCUAGAGUAGAAAUGUGUGUUUAUGUUCAGAUGUGACAAGACUUGUGCCAAAUUGUGAACAGUCUUACUGUGAUUCAAUGUGUGAUUCUUGUAUUGUGCCUGUUUCCUAAAUUAAAACUAUAUUUGUACUA
This is a messenger RNA of Epinephelus moara (kelp grouper), 2626 nucleotides long. RefSeq names its product trans-golgi network protein 2 (gene tgoln2). The coding region runs from base 130 to 1290 and encodes 386 amino acids. The record is from RefSeq and is a predicted model, not a curated record. The transcript has 4 exons. Lineage: Eukaryota; Metazoa; Chordata; Actinopteri; Perciformes; Serranidae.